AGGCGUUGUCUGUAUAUAGUAUAUAUAUAAACUUGAAGUCAGAAAAUUUCGUUAAGUGUAAGAGAUGUAUUAUAAAUUUUAAUUUGUUGUAGAUUGUAAAACAACUCUAUAGUAUAUUAACAAGAAUUAAAAUUAUAUACGAAAUAUCAGAAGAGCGUCAUGUUUUUCCCAGUUGGAUGGCCACGAGUUUUACGCAGUCCAGAACCGGAAAAGAUAUGUUCAAUUGUUUGCAAUUAUGAAAAGAUUCUCUUUAGUAUUCUUUAUGUAGAUGCCGUCACUAUUUGGUAUUGUAAACCCUGUGUGCCGAUUACCCAUCAAAGACGUACGAAAGAAUCUUUACAAAAAUAUGGGAGAAAUAAUCUUCUUCAGUGGCACCCAGAUUCAAAUAUGAUUGUUAUUGCAACUGAUGAUAGCUAUUUAAUAUUUUAUAAAAUAAUAAAUCAAUCUGACGAGACCAGAUAUCCUUAUCAAGAGAGGGAUUCCCCUAUCAAUGGACUAAAAAGAGAUAGUGCAGAAUUGUUUAUUAAGGAAUCAGUUCCCUCAAUUUCUUUAAAAUUUGAUAAAUGUGUGUGGAUAGAUGGAAGAAUAAAUUCUAUAACGUGUAUUCGUAAUGAGUUGAUGAUAGCUACAAAAACUAGUUUUAUCUUUCGGUUCAAAUGGGAUGGCACACAAAAUCGAGAUUAUGCUCUAGACUUGAGGAGAAUACCUUUCAGUAUUGACCAACAAAUAUCAACUUUUGCAGCCCCUAUAACUGACAAAAAUGUACAUGUUUCCAGUAUUGAAUAUUCUGCUUUGUUUGGUGGGUUUGCAGUAGUUUUUAAUUGUGGAAAAGCAGCAUUUUUGACAGCUCAAUCACCAAAGUUUGAUCCAAAUCAAGUGCAAGGAGUAUGGGCUAAGAAUAUAGAGGAUGCAACUUGUUUAGCAGUAAAUCAUAAAUAUCGAUUGAUUGCCUUUGGAAGAAAAAAUUCAAGUGCUAUUAUAGUCUAUAUAGAUGAAACCACAGGUUCAUUAGAAACAUGCCACAAUCUGUUGUUGUCUUCUAAAGAUUAUCCUGGUACACCAGGGCCAGUUCUGUCUUUAAAAUGGACACCUGAUGAUUGUGCUAUUGUAUUAUCAUGGGCAAGUGGGGGUAUUUCUAUAUGGAGUACUUUUGGUGCUCUGUUAUUAUGCACGUUAAAGUGGGACUAUGGAUUAAAUUUUGAUACUACACAGAGUGACCCCUUUCAUGUAGUUACAAUGGAAUGGUCAUCAGAAGGUUAUCAACUUUGGAUGUUGAAAAAUAUUGAUUUUGUAAAAGAUAAACAUUCAGUGGUCCAAUGGGACUUUGUGAAAAGUCCUCUUACAGUUAAUCCAUGUAUGUCUCAUUAUCAACAUAUAUACUUGCAAGGAGAUGACCGCCUUUAUAUCAAUUUAGGACAUAAAAUUUUUUCAAGUAAUGGAAAGAUCCAUUUUGCUAAUGGGGAGCAUGCAAAUGAAUUUUGCCAUUAUUUGUCAGGUACAAAGCAAUGGCUUGUUAUUCCUAUUCCAAACGCAUACACAAGUUGUAAUUGGCCCAUCAAGUUUACUGCUAUUGAUGAAGAUGGACAGAGUAUAGCAGUGGCUGGAAAAAAAGGUUUAGCUCACUAUUCAAUGUUGUCACGUAAAUGGAAAUUGUUUGGUAAUGAAUAUCAAGAGAAAGACUUUAUAGUAACUGGAGGUCUUCUUUGGUAUCAUGGAUAUUUAAUUACUAGCUGUUACUCGAUACCAGAAAAUCAACAUGAGAUUAGACUGUAUCCAAGAGACUUUCGAUUGGAUAAUAAUUAUGUCAUAUCAGUAAAGAUGAAUUCAGAGAUAUUAUUGCUAAAUAUAUUAAAGAAUCAUCUUUUAGUAUUUAGUAUGGAUCUUCAAAUCAACAUUUUUAAUUUGAAAAGAAAAAUUGAAAAAAAUAAUGACUACAUUGAAGUAACACUUAUGUACACUGUCGACAUUAAUGGUCUAAGUCCACAUCCACUUUGUGUUGUUAGUGCAUGUUUAACGAUGAUUCAUACAGAAAAAAUAGAUAAUAAUUCACAGUCAGAAACACUCUUGCUAAAUGUUUCUGGAAAACUUUUUAUGGUACAAAGAGAUCACUGGUCAAAGAAAACAGAUUCCUUAUUAGUAUGUACAGCUCCAACAGUUCUAGCAUCAAAUGUUGAAAACUUAUGGGUUCCUAGUGAUUCAAAAAAGAGUAAACCUCAUCUAACUGAAAGUGUGUGGCUGUUUUGUGGAUCUCAUGGGAUGAAAGUGUGGCUUCCUUUGUUUCCAAAGCAUGAUCAGAACAAUAAAAUUUAUACGUUUACAAGUAAAAGAAUUAUGUUACCGUUUAAUUUGAAAAUAUACCCCUUAACAAUUUUGUUUGAAGAUGCAAUCAUACUUGGGGCAGAAAAUGAUACUGUUCUCUAUACAUCAGAUACAAGUUCACCAUUCAUACUUCCCUUCAGCAUACUAGGAUUGACCAGUCAAGUUUAUUUGCACCAAAUACUUAGACAGCUUAUUCAUCGUAAUUUAGGCUAUCAUGCUUGGGAAAUUGCAAGAUCUUGUACAUCUCUUCCAUAUUUUUCCCAUUCUCUAGAAUUAUUACUUCACGAAGUUUUGGAGGAGGAAGCGACAAGUAAAGAGCCUCUUCCUGAUGCACAGCUUCCUUCAGUUGUAGAAUUCAUUCAAGAAUUUCCUGGCUUUUGGAUAAAAGCUAUUGUUCAAUGCGCAAGAAAAACAGAAAUUGCUUUAUGGCCAUAUUUAUUUUCUAUUGUGGGAUCACCUAAAUUGCUUUUACAAACGUGCCUAAAUCAUCAAGAAUUAGAAACUGCUGCUAGUUAUCUUUUGAUUCUUCAAAAUUUUGAAGCAUCUACAAUAAGUAAACAAUACGCGACUUUAUUACUCACUGCUGCAAUAAAACAAGGAAAUUACGAACUAUCUCGGGAUCUAGCUCGUUUUCUCAAAGCUGUUGAUCCCAAUGAUAUUGCAAUAGAUCAUGAUCUGUUAAAUACUAAUGAUGUGAUCAUCAAACCUUAGGACUGUCUUUAUCAAUUGUUAUAUUUGUAAUAUAUAUAUAAUUAGU
This is a messenger RNA of Phymastichus coffea, 3076 nucleotides long. It is a transcript of the gene Rich, whose product is annotated as guanine nucleotide exchange factor subunit Rich. Bases 160 to 3030 code for a protein of 956 amino acids. Gene Ontology annotation, biological process: intracellular protein transport; retrograde transport, endosome to Golgi. The transcript has a single exon. The record is from RefSeq and is a predicted model, not a curated record. Gene Ontology annotation, molecular function: protein binding. Gene Ontology annotation, cellular component: Golgi membrane; Ric1-Rgp1 guanyl-nucleotide exchange factor complex; cytosol. NCBI's taxonomy places the organism in Eukaryota, Metazoa, Arthropoda, Insecta, Hymenoptera, Eulophidae.